Cydia amplana is the source of this 1893-nucleotide messenger RNA. Its product is annotated as cytosolic carboxypeptidase 6-like. The coding region runs from base 1 to 1875 and encodes 624 amino acids. Gene Ontology annotation, biological process: protein side chain deglutamylation; proteolysis. NCBI's taxonomy places the organism in Eukaryota, Metazoa, Arthropoda, Insecta, Lepidoptera, Tortricidae. The transcript is spliced from 12 exons. Gene Ontology annotation, molecular function: metallocarboxypeptidase activity; zinc ion binding. The record is from RefSeq and is a predicted model, not a curated record.
AUGUCUUCGUACCCAAACGACCUGGAGCACACCUCCAUAUACACGAGGGAUAUUAAUGAACCAGACAGCGAAGAGAGCGACGGAGAAGGAGGCCUCGGCAACCUGAACCGGCUGAUCGUGAGGCCGCCGGGCCACAGCGGCAAGGCCAAGCGCGGCCAGCUCUGCUUCGACGCGGCCUUCGAGUGCGGGAACUUGGGCCGGGCAGACCACAUCACUGAGCUCGAGUACGAUCUCUUCGUGCGGCCCGAUACCUGCCGCCCGCGCUCGCGGUUCUGGUAUAACUUUACCGUUGAAAAUGUGAAGCAGGAUCAGAGAGUAAUAUUCAACAUAGUCAACUUAGGUAAAGAAAGAACUUUAUACAACGGCGAAAUGACACCGCUAGUCCGCUCAACCUCGCGUCCAAAAUGGCAACGCAUUCCCCGUCGUUUCAUAUUCUACCACAAGUCACCAGUGCACCGCGGCCGGCGCGUGUUGAGCCUCGCCUUCGGCUUCGACCGCGAGGAAGAUGUUUACCACUUCACGGCGGCUGUGCCCUACUCCUACUCGAGGCUGCAGAAGUAUCUCACGCUGUGGGAGAAGCGCGCGCAGACGUUUGCUGCUCGGGAGUGCAUUGCGCACACUACGCAAAAACGCAAGGUUGAUCUCGUCACCAUAGGGGAUCUCAGGGUCCAGGAUAAAGAGAUGAGAGAAGAGUCCGCGGUGAAGGGCAAUAAGGGUGCUCCAAAGAAGCGCGUCGUGCUCAUCCUUGCGCGCACGCAUGGCGGCGAGCCGCCUGCGUCUUUCAUCUGCCAAGGUAUCCUUGAUUAUUUCUUAACUUCAUCGGAAAAGGCUUUGGCGCUCCGCAGCAACGUAGCCAUCCAGGUGGUGCCUAUGUUGAACCCCGACGGCGUGUUCCUGGGUAACCAGCGCUCAGAUCUGCUGGGCGCCGACCUCAACCGCAGCUGGAUUACCGCCUCCACCUUCGCUCACCCUGCCGCCGUGGCCGUCAACGAUCUUGUGUCCAAGCUCGUCGCUGAGAAGUCUCUUCAAUUGGAUUUUAUAAUCGAUUUGCACGCGGACAUAAGCUUUGAAGGAGUCUUCGUUAGAGGAAACUCAUAUGAUGAUGUGUACAGGUUUGAGCGUCACGCCGUCCUUCCAAAAUUCCUGGCGUCCCGCGUGGAGGCCUGGCGUCCCGAGGCGUGCCUGUACAACGCGGACCCACUGGCCGCCGGCACGGCGCGCCGGGCACUGCCAGAGGGCGCCAUAGACGCCUACACUUUACUUGUGUCGCUGGGAGGCCGCCGACUCACUCCCAAGGGACCCUACAUACAUUAUACUGAAGAUGCUUAUGCUAAAAUCGGCCGAUCUAUAGUGAAGGCUCUCUGCGACUACUACCGACACAUCGGCGUCAUACCCCCGCGACAAGGAGCACCAACCAAGAAGAAAGAUGGGCGCGGACGGCGUCGGCGUCGGCGCCCCGCCGCCGACAGAGAAAGGCCAGUCCGCCGCACAUGGUCCCCAAUGUCCCCACACGAACACUUACCGCACAUACAUACCAAAAUGUCGCCAAGCUCAAGUCCCGAACGGCGUGUAUUAGCCGGGCGGGUGCUGUCGCCGCCGCUGCCCGCGGCGUCGCCGCCGCCGCUGCGGGCGCUACCGCCGCGCUCCACGCGACUCCGCCGCACCAAGCCCAGAAUAGAGCCGGAUUUCGACCCGCUAUUGCCCCUUAUCACAGGCACAGCUGUCCGCACGCCCCGCCUGUCUGUGGUGAACCUGAGUGCCAUCGUCCGCACGCCGACGGGCCGCGAUCCUCGCCCGAGACUCGCGCGCCCGGCGCGACCCUCGCACCCGAGGUUUACCAGCGACGAGUACGACACGCACGACUCUGACUCGUAGGCGACGUGAGAAUCGGCA